AUGGACGCCGUCGAGUCACCCAAUGCCACCUCCGAGUCUGGUACCUUAAGCCCGGCGCAUUUUAACCACUCACGUAAGCGGAAGCAUUCAGGGUCUACUGACCGUCCCACCCGCGAAUAUGGGUUGAUGCGAGACACGGGCAAGCAUGACACCGCCCGUUUUGUCGGUAGUGGCAGCGGCAUUCACUUCAUCCGUGGCGUCUAUGUGAGGCUCGCGCGCAAAUCUGCCCUCCGGACGUCGCAGUCCACCAAUAACAUAAACGACCUCGUCCCUGGAGAGGAUGAUCAACUACAGCGUGAGACUUCCUCUCGCGAUGGCGACGAUUUGAGUCUUUGGAGAAUUCAUGAACUUGCCCCCGAGGUGGAUGGUGAUAAUGUGAAUACUUCCUUUGAGCAACUCGUGGAGUGGUCCAAGAGUUACUUCGAAGCAUGGCAUCCCACACUUCCAUUCCUCAGCGCACCAGAUGUUCUGGUCCUCUUUGAAGAGGUCAGUGCCUCUGGCAUUUCUUCCUUGGGAAAUCUCGAGCGGUCUAUCGUCAAGUCCAUCUUGUCCAUCUCACUUGCCGAUAGUCGCCAAAGGGCGCCCUUUGGCCAACCUAUUCAUGGCUCUCUUGUUUUCCGCACCGUCGAAGAGGCAAUGUCAGCUUCGCAGUUUGCCCUUUAUCAGCCAGCAUCGGUCCAAGCUACUCAGGCAGCACUCGCUAUACAACUGUUCCUUGUCUCGAUGCUACGGCUCAACUCAGCUUCGAGACUCGGCGGCCUCGUUGUUCGCAUGGCGUUCCAUCUCGGCCUGCAUCGCUGCCCCUCAAGAUACCCAUUUUUCACAAAAGAGGAAGCGCAUAUGCGCCGACGUGUGUUCUGGUGCAUUUACAGCACUGAGAGAUUUCUUUGCCAGGCACUGGGCCUGCCUUUAGAUAUCCGAGACGACGACGUAGAUGUCUGUUAUCCCGGAGAAGAAAGACACGGCGCCCCGGUUGAUGGUGAAGACAACCGUCUUCAGCUGUUGACGUAUCUAGUCAAACAUGCACGAAUACGGGGUUUAAUACUAGAGUUACGAAACAAGUCCAUUCAUUCGCGAGAUGACACCGCAGAUCGCGCGAGCUAUGUUCAAGCAGAACUGGCAAAAUGGUCCAAUGAAAUCCACGACGCUGUCGAAGACGAGCCUCACAUGGCUGACGCCCCUGACGAUAACACGCCCCAAACCCCAAUAUCCUCCGGUCACCGCACCUUCUUACUCCUGUUAAAAUACGAGUCUAUGAUCUCACUCAAUCGCCCAAUGAUGACGUCCGACCCGUCUAGUCCCGCCUAUUCCGCUGGGUUACAAAACUGUAUAUUUGCAGCCAAGUCGAUUUUCAUCGUGCUGAAAAGAUACCUUGUCCAACACAAGAUGACGAAUGAUCCAGCAAAUGUAUGCCUUUCGGAGCCUCUGCUGCAACCAUCAUUCACGUGGGCAGUCUGGAUCAGCGCGUUCAUUCUGAUCUAUGCAGCAUUUGAGAGGCAGCUGCCGUUGUCUAGUGCGUUGAAACACGUAGAGUCAGGGAAGCUCAUCCUGCGUCACAUCGCUGCACGAGAUACCUCAUGGCCCGAAUACUGUCUAUCUGCUAUUGAUGAGCUCACAGCAGCUGUUCGAGAAUUAUCAACACCACACAACCCGCUCCGUAGGCAAGCAGGCGGCCAUCAUCACUCUGCAAAUACUCAACCGAGGUCUAAUGAUACAAUGCAAUCACAUAGACCUGGAAGCAGUUCAAGCAGAUCUCGGGGCCUAAGAUCUCAGUCGAUCAGCGUCCCACCGAAUGCUUCACAUCCUCGAACCAGAUUUUCUCCCUCCAUAGCGACGUCGUCAGGAAGGCCAGACGACCAGAUCCCGGCUGCAACAGAAGGCAUGCCAUGGCCGCAAAACCAAAGCGAUGGACUAUCGAUUCCGGACGACCAUUCAACGAACCGGUGGCCCGCUCAAGCAUCACCCCCAUCCGGUACAUCGCUCAAUGCGACCUGGUCAGCUACUACACCUGGAGCCCAAUCUACCUUCCCAGGAACUAUCCAGCAGGAUUCGCCUACUCUUGAUAAUCCAUCAUUCUCCUUGAAUCUUGGUGCGACACCUUUCCCAUCGGUCAAUAAUGCGGAGACAGCGCCUGGAGAAGGGCAAGAGUCGAUGGUCUGGUAUGACCAGUUGUUCGCUAAUUCGUUUGGAGCGAUCGAUUACCCAUUCCUUGCUGCGGCACAAUUCGACCCGUCUGUGGAUCCGACUUGGUCAUACCUACGAUAA
Messenger RNA from Colletotrichum truncatum, 2265 nucleotides. Its product is annotated as fungal specific transcription factor domain-containing protein. Gene Ontology annotation, molecular function: zinc ion binding; DNA binding. NCBI's taxonomy places the organism in Eukaryota, Fungi, Ascomycota, Sordariomycetes, Glomerellales, Glomerellaceae. The record is from RefSeq and is a predicted model, not a curated record. Gene Ontology annotation, biological process: DNA-templated transcription.